This is a messenger RNA of Procambarus clarkii (red swamp crayfish), 7381 nucleotides long. The record is from RefSeq and is a predicted model, not a curated record. NCBI's taxonomy places the organism in Eukaryota, Metazoa, Arthropoda, Malacostraca, Decapoda, Cambaridae.
CGGCAGACCUCUUAAAUGAGGGUGCCAGAAUGGUUGCUGAGGCUGCGGAAGGGAGGUGGUGGUGGUGGUGGAAUGGGAAAGAAGAGCCACACUGCUGGAGUUCAUUUCGAGGUCCCUCCAGGUUCUUCUAUCAGCACUCCAGUUCUUGUUCACGCUACCAGCCACUUGUUGAGGACAGGUGAGAGUAAGGUCACCAGCAGAUAUUCUGAUAGCAGUACGUCAGCCAGCACUCCUAUCCUGCCCCUAUCAUCUGUCACCAAGUCUGGUAGCGAAGACAGAGUCCGAGCUUCGUCUCCGUCCGUCUCCCUGCAGGGAGGACUGAGAGACACUGGGGACUAUGGAGAAUCUUGUGUCUUCCAUCGUAACGCAGUUGCGCGCCACAGUCUGGCUAGUAGUAACAGAAGCAGCAAUAGGAGUAUCACUCUGAGUCAGAGCAGCUGUAAUUCUGUAUCGUACACACCUGAGAGGCCCCCCAAAGCCCUUGGUAGCAAGAAUUUGGAUGACACUUUGCAUACAGUUAGUUUUCUGGGACAGGAUGUGUCGAACGGCAAAAGCAAGCUCAAGAGCCAGGGAUUAAGGAACCUUUUAAGAAGUUCCAGUGACAGAAAAGUGCAUUCGACCAAGGUCAACAGGUGUGGCAAUGAUAGCAGAAAAUUUCAUGUGAUCCAUUCAAGUUUAGACAGAAAUAAGCUGAGUAAUACAUCUGUGGAUAUCUCUCAGCCAACAAAUGUGAAGAGACAAGCCUUUACCACAAAUGUCACCAAAGAUAUAAGUAUGAGUAGAGCAAAGCAUGUGACCAUCAAAGACAGUGAUCUCUCCCUGUCCUUACACUGUCCAUUGCAAGAGAGCAACACGAAGGUGACAAGGGAAGGUCUGAGGAAGAAAUCGACGCAGAAAGAUUCUCUCUCGUCCUCCUUUCGUUUCUUCCGGAGACCCGAGGGGCUGCAGGUUGAGAAACGCCAAGUGAAUGGUGAUAACCCUGGUCAACACCCACAGCAGGUACCAACGCCCUUCUUAGCACCCUUGAUGGCACAUAAGAAAAAAACUAACAAAAUUAAAGACACCAGGAAUAGGAACCGGCCACAGAGCUACGACGAAAACACCCUGGCAAGGUCAGGAUCAUGCAGAUUCUCAGCAGAGUCUGCUAAGGUAGUUGAAAGGAAUUGCUCUUUCCGAGUUGUAAGGAACAUGAAUGUUUCUCCUGUGUAUCACCAAACACGGAUUUCCAUCAGUACUUCAAAUGGUGAUCAAAAACAAAAACUCUCCCGAGGUCUUGAUACUGCCGUCCAGUUAGCGGGUGACAGAGGCAUCAAGAAGCAAAAAUCGAAGUCCCUCCAACAGUGUAAGUGUCGAGAAAGUAGUUACUGUAAUCAGUGUAAAGGUUAUAAACACCAGACUCUCAAUCAGGAACUAGCCCACACCACAACUUGUGAAGAUUUGGUCAGAAACACGGUCAGGGACUCAGAGACUGGACAGAAACUCAGUUACUCCGAGGAAAACAAGAUAGACGAAACUCUUCUCAGUACUACUGAAAGGAGACCAUCUGUCCGGAAAGCACUAGAGACUUAUGAACAGCUGUACAUAGCAAGACGUGACCGUCAAAAGUUACAGAAUCGACCCACAGCAUUAUACAUACCAGUUGAAAGGAGCAGAGAAAGAGAUGGUGAGAUGAAACCACCCGAUGUCAAGGAAUACCUGCUUGAGUAUGAUGAGCCGGGAAGACCAAUUUCUGUAGCAGCAGAAGAGUCCUGGGACAAAAUCUGCAAAAGAAGUCCCAAUCUGUCCCGUAAAAGAAAUUUGUCUCCCAGCACAGUAGAGACUAACAAGGCACUCAAACCAUGUGGGUCUGGGGAAAACAGAGUUGUGGCUAAUUCAAAGAGCAGACCUCAGCUUGAAGAUGAUACAAUGGAUAUGUACAAUUCCCUAAUGUUUACACAAGAGGAGCAAAAUUGGUAUUCAAAACCACUGACAUCAAAAUUCACUAAAGAGAGAGCAAGAGCUCCUCCAGCGUGCUCUGAGGAGCUAGAUGACCCGCUUGAGGAGAUAAUGCGAGCCUUGGAGGAGAAGACAAGGCCAUCACGUUCAAAACAAGAGGACUCUAGCGAUGAUGACUUUGUGGAUCUAGACGAGAUUUUGGUAGACUAUGAUCUUCCAGGGGUAACCACAUCUGUUGCCAGCAAACUGAGAGGCGAGGAUGACAACUUGGGGUGCGGGCUGAGCUACUUGCCAUCAACGGGUUCUUCAGCGGCACUUGGGUCCGCCACACCGCCACCAUCUGCCACCACCAUGAGCAGUGGUUGUGGUCUGCCUGCUACGCAACCUACGGCCGCCAUCAUCAACUCUCAUCCCCCUGCGCUUCCCCUUAACAGGCAACACUCCUUUCUGCCACACCCUCUAAACAUUUCCCAGGAAAAUGGCGGAGGAGGGGGCGGAGGCGGAGGCGGAUCAGGGACACGUCUGGGGUCGCCUGAGCGGACAGAGAAGAGCAUUAAGGUGCAUGUCAACUCCUCUUUCAAUGUAGUCAAGUUUGGUGAUGGAACGGAUUUAAAGAGCAUAAUUAGUGUGGUAAUCAGUAAGCAGGCGCCGGGCCCCCGCCUCUACGAGGGAAUGUUUGCCGUCAGACUUCACAACACCAUUACUCGCGAAGUUCACUGGCUCCACCAGGACCUUACCAUGUACCAGGUUGAAGAAAAAUACCCAGAAUUCCUGAGUGAAGACUGGAAGUUUGAGCUGCGGGUGCGUUACGUCCUCUCUGAUCUUCAUCAACUCUAUGAAAAGGACCGUCACACCUUCUGCUACUACUAUGAACAGGUUAGGAAUGAUUACCUAGAAGAUGAAAGUCAAGCAAAUGAAGGGAUUGACCAAGAUAUUGCCACUCAGCUCGCCUGUAUAGAAAUUAAGCGACUGUUCAAGGAUGUGUCCAGUAGCACGCUGGAGAAGAAAUCCAACUUUGAAUACCUGGAAAAAGAAGUUGGAUUCCACAAAUUCCUUCCCUCAUCCAUUCUCAACACAAUCAAAACAAAAACGUUGAGAAAGGCUCUUCAGCAGCACAUCAAAAAGUUCGGACAGCUCUCGGAGUCAGAGUGUUACUUUAAAUUCCUCGAGUUGUUAGGAAAGGUCAGGAAAUACGACCAGGAGUCAUUCCGCUGUGCACUCGGGUCAGGCUGGUCAAUCCCGGUGACACUGGUGGUGGGGCCGUGUGUGGGGAUCUCCUAUGUGACCGACUCUGCAAGCAAGCCUCAACACAUGGCAAGUUUUGAGCAGGUGCAGAACGUAGAGACGUUGACAACGGACUGUGCCGUGCACCGCAAGGCUCUCGUCCAGCUUAAGGUGGCAGGAACGGCAGAAGCGCUGAGUGUCACGUGUCCCAGCAUAGCCAGUGCUGAGAGUCUUGCCGACCUCAUAGACGGAUAUUGCCGCCUUGUCAACAACACGCGCACUUCCCUUUGGAAUACAAAAGUUCAUGUUUGGAAGUCUUUACCAUGCCCGUGCCAGACGCCACAAGAAGUGAGCGGGUCGGGCAGCGGGAGCUCACGGCACAGUUCAGAGACGGGCGGAGAAACCAAGAGAGGGGGAGGCGGCGGCGGGGGUGGCUCGGAAGACUACGCCGAGAUCGUCGAUGACGAGGGUGACUAUUCCACACCAGCAACCAAAGAUUACGAACUGGAGAGAUCGAACAUAGAUGUUGGAGAAAUCAUUGGGGAGGGACAGUUUGGUGACGUGCACAAGGGGGUCUACCACUCGCGGGAUGACUCCAAUGUGCUGGUCGCCAUCAAGACCUGCAAAGUAGAAUCGGAAGGCACCAUGGCCGAGAAGUUUUUAGAGGAAGCCUAUAUUAUGCAACAGUUCGAUCAUCCACACAUCAUCAAGCUCAUCGGCAUCUGCUCGGGGUGGCCAUUUUGGAUCGUGAUGGAGCUUGCAAGAUUCGGGGAGAUGAGAGCCUAUCUUCAGAACAACAAGGACCGUCUCAACCUGGCCACUCUAGUCCUCUACGCCUUCCAGCUCUCCACAGCUCUCUCCUACCUGGAGAGCAAGAAGUUUGUUCAUAGGGACAUUGCUGCAAGGAACGUUUUGGUAUAUUCCCACGACUGUGUCAAGUUGGCAGACUUCGGGUUGUCGCGGUGGGUGGAGGAACAGAGCUAUUAUAAGGCCAGCAAGGGCAAGCUUCCCAUCAAGUGGAUGGCUCCUGAGAGCAUCAACUUUAGAAGAUUUACUAGUGCCAGUGAUGUCUGGAUGUUUGGUGUAUGUAUGUGGGAGAUAUUGAUGCUGGGGGUGAAGCCAUUUCAAGGGAUCAAGAACAAUGACGUAAUUAAAAGAAUUGACAAUGGAGAGCGCUUGGCUCUGCCUCAGAAUUGUCCGCCACGUCUCUACUCGCUCAUGUCCCUCUGCUGGACCUACGAGCCCUCAAAACGCCCCUCCUUCAAGGAAAUUAAGGAAGUGUUAAGUGAGAUCCUGAGGGAAGAAAGAAUGCAGCAACACGAGACGAUGCGGCGAGAGAAUCGUCGCGUGCAGGGCAUGUCUUGGGGUUCUGAUGAGCCGCCACCCAAGCCAGCUCGAGUUCCGAUAAUGGUUGGUGGAAGAGGACACACUUCAACACCUCCCCCUCCCUCUGGUGUUGGGUCGCCGCCUCUCUACGCCCCCUCGCAGGUCAGUAGCGGUGGUCCCACCACCUACAUCGUCGCCCAGACUCCAGAAGUGCUCAGUCAGCUGUUGCGAGACGACCACAACCGGGCCGCCAAUACUCCGGGCUCGUACAUUUCCCCGGCCUCGGUCCUCAACACCCUGCCCGUUGACUUCGUCUCAACGCCGCGUUCCCCCCCUGCUGUCGCCGCCACGCAGUCCAACCCCCACUCCCCUUUCUCAACUCUGUCGCACCCUCAGUCAUCUCAUUCUGGGCCGUCUCAUCACAGCAGCGGCCAUUACUCUCCCCACUCUACUCUAUCCGCUCCUCAUUCUCCACUUGGCUCCCCCUCGGGAGCAUCCACAAGACGUCGAGGCGGGCGAGGGGGCACGCUGGAGCGCGGGGCAUCAGCAGCAGCGGGGGGAGGCUGGGGCGGAGCCAGUUCGGGGGGUUCCGGUUCACCGUCGCCGGUGCCUUUCUCGCCACCAUCUACACUAGUCAAGCGACAGGGAAGCCAGCACAGUGACACGGGGGACUGGACGAGCGGUGCGGGCAGCCUCGGGGGCCCGGGCACUGUAAACAGCUGUGGCCUGCCUGCAGACGUAGCAGAGUUGCAACACCGGCUCCUGGAGCAGCGACUGAGGCAACAACAGAGGCAGACAGAGGAGGACAACCGCUGGUUGGCGCACGAGGAAAACAAUAUGAGGAAGCGCAUGUCCCUAGCCACGAGUGCCUCGGAUAAGUCGGACUCGGACAGUGAAUCCCCAGUGGCCCAUCACCCCCCAUCUUCACCCUCACCUGCACGAACACAAGACCACCCAGAGAGAUCGGGCACUCCACUCUCCAAUGGGUCUGGGUCUGUGGCGGAAGAGCCAAAGAUUGUCGUUAAGCAAGUUGAACCAACUCCUACUGCUGAUUUAGACCGCAGUAAUGACAAGGUAUAUGAGUCGACCAUUCAUGUUGUCAAGGCCAUAACGGCCCUCACACACGACGUGAAGGAAGGUCAAACACACAACUACCUGGACCAUGUUAAGAAAGUUGGCUUGGAACUGAGAGACCUUCUUGGCACGGUCGACACUCUUAUCUCAACCAUCCCGGCUACUUCACAUAGAGAGGUGGAGCUCGCACACAAGGUUCUCUCUAAAGAUAUGACUGACCUGGUUCAAGCCUACAAGUUGGCACAGAAAUAUAGCAACACAACGCUGGACGAAGAGUAUCGCAAGCAGUUGCUGGCUGCAGCUCAUGUUCUUGCCAUGGACUCCAAGAAUCUGCUCGAUGUGAUAGAUGGAGUGAGAGUGAGACACGACAUGGCUGCCUUUUUGCCCAACAAACAUUCCGCUGUGUGAUUCAUUAGUCUGCGCCUCUUCUCUCCCUAAAUCUAGCAUUGGACAAUGCAUACUAAGGAUGAUGGCAGUUGGUACCUGGCCUCUUUCCAGAUGUGUAUUGGAUAAAGUUUACCAAGGGCUAGGUCAACAGUACCUGGUCUAUCCCUUGAUAGAGGGAUAGUCUGGACAAUCUCUCAGUGUCCGGCAUUUCUCCCGAUGUGAAUUAGAUGAAGCCAAGGACAGGCUGGUUUUGCCUAGCGAGCCCCUGAGCUGUGUUGGACAAAGUGCUCUGAGGAUUGGCAACUGCUGAAACUGAUGCUCGUUAAAAUUUGAUUUUUUUUUACAUUUGAAAUGACUGUAAUUGAAGUGACCUUCAUGUUUUGUGAUUCAUGUGGGCAGCAAGUGUCAUGUUCUGCUAAUGAUAAGUUCUUUGUACAUAAUUAUAAAGCAGGUAUGUACUGUACAUGAUACUUGAUGUUUGAAGUAAUUUAGUCAAUCAGUCAGUGACACUUAAGUGAUGAUAAACCAGGAGAGCUUUGAGCACUUGUGUUGCAGAUACUGUGGAAGGCAUAAGCUGCUAUUUUAUCACAUCUUGUUUAUAACACUCUAACAAUUGUUUUUUGUUCCUUGGUAAUAUUAUUCCUUAGUUGCAGACGAUGAGUCACAAUAAUGUGGCUCAAGAUACCUUGACCAAACCACACGAGAAGAUGAAGAGACGACAACGUUUCGGUCGUCGUCUCUUAAUGGCGAAUUUCUCUUAAUGAGAAAUGAUAGGACGAAGAGGUACACUAAGGGCAGAUGACACGGAAACGUUUCAUCGGAUCAUAAAACGUUUCUGUGUCGUCUGCCUUUCUCUUACUUAUUUCUAUGGUCUACCUAAGACUCAUAAACCUAGUGUUCCUCUUUGUUUUAUCAUUUCUUCAAGGGGCUCUGUCAACUUUCCUCUUGCCUCUUGCCUCGCUAAAACUCUGACACCUUACCUUGGCACUUUUUCUCCUGCCCACCUUCGUUACUCUCAGGACUUCAUAGAAAGACUGGGCCUACAGCCUCCUGUAAGAUGCUAAGUCUUAAUGUUGACUCUGUUUACUAAUGUUCCCCUUGAUAACGUUAUCUCUUUCCUUAGUCAGAAGGUGACUGAGGGCUUUCUUUAUCUUCUGCUUCCCACUGACAUUUUCCUUGAACUCAUCAGACUAUGUUGACUUUUAACUCAUUCUCUUUCAAUGGUAAAUACUUCUCUCAAACUUUUGGUGUUGCUCUGGGUUCCCCUCUCUUCCCUGUUCUUGCCACUCUCUACGUGGAACACUACUUUGAAACUGUUCUUCUUCCCACUAAUGGUACUCGGCCCCCUCUCUCUGGCUUUGUUAUGUUGAUAUUUUUGCUUUAUGGCUUCAUGACCUUAGUCUUUUCCAGCCUUUUCUCUCCUUUUUUAACAAUC